Molecule: messenger RNA, 2817 nt
Organism: Rana temporaria (common frog)
Lineage: Eukaryota; Metazoa; Chordata; Amphibia; Anura; Ranidae
Product: cadherin-9-like
Exons: 11
Coding region: 5-2362 (785 amino acids)
Biological process (GO): cell-cell junction assembly; multicellular organism development; homophilic cell-cell adhesion
Cellular component (GO): plasma membrane; adherens junction; catenin complex
Molecular function (GO): cadherin binding; calcium ion binding
Source: RefSeq, a predicted model, not a curated record
AAUAAUGAAGGUGCACAUUAGUUUACUUUUCGUUGUGUGCACUUAUUUAAUUCUUAUGAUUCACACAACACCCUUGGAUAGAACACAAAUACACGAUGACUGGAGAAAACAUUCAUUGUCAGAAGAUGGUAUCAAGGUGUUGCAUCGUGCAAAAAGAGGAUGGAUGUGGAAUCAAUUUUUUUUACUUGAAGAGUAUACUGGUUCAGAUACACAAUAUGUUGGCAAGUUAUAUACUGAUCACGAUAAAGGAGAUGGAAAUUUAAAGUACAUUUUAUCUGGAGAUGGAGCUGGCAGUGUGUUUGUUAUAGAUGAAAAUACAGGAGAUAUCCAAGCUGUAAAGAGAUUGGACAGAGAAGAAAAGUCUAUUUACACUCUUCGAGCCAAGGCGAUAGACAGAAAAACAGGAAGACAAGUAGAACCUGAAUCCGAAUUUAUUAUAAAGAUUCAUGACAUUAAUGAUAAUGAACCAAAGUUUACCCAGGAUAUAUAUACUGCUACUGUCCCUGAAAUGUCAGAAGUUGGUUCAUCUGUGAUUCAGGUGACUGCCAUAGAUGCUGAUGAUCCUUCCUAUGGUAAUAGUGCUAAAAUUGUGUACAGCAUUAUUCAGGGACAGCCAUAUUUCUCAGUUGAUGCUGAUACAGGCAUAAUCAAAACUGCUUUGCCAGACAUGAGCAGGGAGAACAGGGAACAUUACCAAGUGGUUAUUCAGGCCAAAGAUAUGGGCGGCCAGAUGGGAGGAUUAUCUGGGACCACCACGGUGAACAUCACACUGACUGAUGUCAAUGACAAUCCGCCUAGAUUCCCACAGAGCAUUUACCAGUUUAUGUCACUGGAGUCUGCUGCUGUAGGAACAGCAAUUGGAAGAAUAAAAGCCAAUGACGAUGACGUGGGUAAAAAUGCAGAGAUCAAAUACACAGUUAUUGAUAGAGAUGCUAAAGACUACUUUGAAAUCAUCACAGACAAGAAAACACAGGAUGGAAUCAUAACAGUUAAAAAGCUGCUGGAUUUUGAAAGUCAUGGAAUGCACACAUUUGAGGUUGAGGCUGCUAAUACAUUUGAGGAUCCAAGAUUUUCACACCUUAGGUCAUUCAAGGAUACAGCUAUUGUGAAAAUUACACUGCAUGAUGUUGAUGAAGCACCCAUUUUUAACAGACCCUUUUAUGUGUUUGAAGUAAAUGAAGAUGUGAAAGAAGGCAGUAUAAUUGGCCAUGUAUCUGCUCAGGAUCCUGAUUCAACAAAAAGUUCUGUAAAGUAUAGCAUUGACCGUAACACAGACUUGGAGAGAAUAUUCAAUAUACACACAGGCAAUGGUUCUUUAAUUCUUGCUAAACCACUUGACCGUGAAUCAACACCAUGGCAGAACAUCACAAUAGUUGCAACUGAAACAAAAAAUCCCAGACUCAGUAGAAAUGUACAGGCCUAUAUUAAAAUACUGGACAUUAAUGACCAUGCACCAGAGUUUGCCCAACAUUACGAUACAUUUGUAUGUGAAAAUGCAAAGCCAGGUCAGCUUAUUCAAACAGUAAGUGCUGUAGACAAAGAUGAGCCUCUUCGAGGACAUACUUUUUUCUUUGAGAUGGUUCCAGAAUUUUCUGUCAAUCCAAACUUUACAGUCCUAGACAAUAAAGACAACACUGCAAGUAUCCUUACAAAGAGAAACAGAUAUAACCGGAAUAAAAUAAGCACAUAUGCAUUGCCAAUAAUUAUUUUUGACAAUGAUUACCCAGUUCAAAGUAGCACUGAAACGUUAACUAUACAAGUAUGUGCCUGUGACAAGAAGGGAAAUGUGCUGUCAUGCAAUGCAGAAGCCUUCUUACUCCCAGCUGGACUGAGCACUGGAGCAUUAAUUGCAAUUUUACUUUGUAUAUUGAUUCUUCUGACAUUAGUCAUCCUCUUUGCAGCUUUAAAGAGGCAACGAAAAAAAGAGCCAUUUAAAGUAUCAAAGGAUGAUGUGCGAGAUAAUGUUGUGACCUAUAAUGAUGAAGGAGGAGGUGAAGAGGAUACUCAAGCUUUUGAUAUUGGUGCAUUAAGAAAUCCUGAAUCCAGAGAGGAAAAUAAACCUAGAAGAGAUAUUAUCCCUGAUACUAUAUUCCACAUACAAAGAGCAGUUCCUCUGUGGGAAAAUGUUGAUGUACAGGAUUUCAUUCAAAAAAGACUAAAAGAAAAUGAUGCAGAUGCAACUGCACCUCCAUAUGAUUCUCUUGCAACAUAUGCCUAUGAAGGAAAUGAUUCCAUUGCUGAGUCUUUAAGUUCCUUGGAAUCACCUGCACCUGAAGAAAAUCAUAAUUAUCAUUAUCUAAAUGAGUGGGGGCCACGAUUUAAAAAGCUGGCAGAUUUAUAUGGAGGUGAUGAAAGUGAUUAAUGAGGCUUAUGCAGUUAUCAAUAUUAAAGAUAAAAUAGAUUGCUGUAAGUAACAUAUUCCACAUAUUUAAAUGCUGUAGAUAUGUUCAUAACUAUUUUGCUACCCUUGAUACCUGAAACAACAAUUAAGUAACAGUAAUGCAUUUUUAAUGAAGUGUAUGGUAAAACAAAAAUGCUAAAAACCUGUUGUGUGCCUUUACCAUACUAUCUUUUAGUUACUUUAUAUAUUUUAGUUUAUUAAAACCCCUAUUUUACAUAAAUCAUACACAUACAGUGAACAAGCAUUUACAUAAAAAAGCAAACCAAAACAGAGAUAUGGAUAAUGUUUAUUUUAAAAUAAUAUUUACUAUGUUAUUUAUUCAAUGAGAGUGUGUGAUUCUAUGUUCAUUCUAUUUUUGUACAUGUAAAAUUAUAUUUUUGUAUUUUGAGAAAUAAAAAUUAUUUGUAAUAAAAGUA